This is a messenger RNA of Aspergillus calidoustus, 1746 nucleotides long. Lineage: Eukaryota; Fungi; Ascomycota; Eurotiomycetes; Eurotiales; Aspergillaceae. The record is from the annotation of a GenBank genome assembly.
AUGGACCCCACCAUUGAGCGCGAGCUCUCCCGGCUUGACCCCGCGGUGCCAUUCCGCACCUCGUCGAACCACCUCCACCACACCUGGGCGCGCACCUUCUACUCGCGUCCCGAGCUCUACAUCCAGCCGCAAUCGCUCCCCGAGAUCCAGAAAGUUGUGAACCUCGCGCGCCGAUGCCGGCGGCGCAUCGUGGUCGUCGGGAGCGGCCACUCGCCCUCCGACCUAACAUGUACCUCGGCGUGGAUGGUAAACCUCGACGGGUUCAAUCGAAUUCUGGAUGUUGACCCGAAGACAAAAAUGGUCACUGUCGAGGCAGGGAUACGCUUGUGGGAGCUCGGAGAGCGGCUGGAAAGCGAGUAUGGGCUUAUGCUGUCGAAUCUGGGGAGUAUCGAUAGCCAGUCUGUCGCUGGGGUGAUUGCGACGGGGACGCAUGGGAGCUCGCUGGCGCAUGGACUGAUCUCCGAGUGUAUUGAGUCGUUGACGCUGAUGCUGGCAAAUGGGCAGCUUGUGCGGUGCAGCGCGAGCAGUAACCGGGAGCUUUUCCGCGCUGCGCUGAUCUCGUUGGGGGCGUUGGGGAUUGUCGUCGAGGUGACUCUGAGGGCCGAGGACCAGUAUAAGAUUGCGUGGAGGCAGACGAGGCGGACGCUGUCCAGUGUGUUGGAUGACUGGUCCGCUGGGCUGUGGACAUCGCAUGAGUUUGUCCGUGUGUGGUGGAUGCCGUAUCAGAAGAGUGCGAUUGUUUGGCAUGCGGAUAAGACGGAUCUGCCGUUGAUGGCUCCGCCGAAGAACUUCUACGGGGAGAAUCUUGGGUAUCACAUCUACCACAACCUACUGGCGCUGUCGAACUAUUUCCCGCGUAUGCUGCCCUGGGUGGAGUGGUUCGUCUUUGGGAUGCAGUAUGGAUUCAAGGCUGAGAAGACGGUCACUGAAGCCGUUGAGCCGGCCCGUACGGGGCUUCUGAUGAAUUGCCUCUACUCACAGUUUGUCAAUGAGUGGGCUCUGCCGUUGGAAAAGGGGCCGGAGGCGAUUACAAGAUUGUCCGCCUGGCUGCAUGGUGAUGCUGAAACGGCGCGCAUCCCUUUUCCCGUCGAUGGUCUCUGGGUCCACUGUCCUGUCGAGGUUAGGGUUGCAGACACUAGUCUCAACGAGAACCCCCGACCCUUCCUUGACCCUACCAACCGUGAAGGCCCGACAUUGUAUCUCAACGCGACCCUCUACCGCCCAUACCACCGCGACCCUCCUUGCAAGGACCGAUACUACGAGGCAUUUGAGUGGCUGAUGCGAGAGAUGGGCGCGAGGCCGCAUUGGGCCAAGAAUUUCAAGUCAACGGGCCAAGAGCUGCGAAAGUUGUACGGGCAAGACAUGGAUGAGUGGCUCAAGGUGCGUCAGAAUGUGGAUGCGGACGGCAUGUUCCUUGGCGAGUGGCAUGCCCGGACACUUGCCUUGUCCGGCGAUGAAAGCCAUCAUCGUCCAGGAUCAACGUCCUCGGGAGGAGUGACAGCAGCCUCGCUCUUGUUGAUGGAGCGCGAAAAGGCUCGUCAGCAAGUGAACCUUCGUGGUGCUGGCGAUGGCGUCGAGUGGAUCGGGGUUAAGAAGUGGGAAACGCCCAGAGAACAGGCGGCUAUUUCGUUGUCGACCAUAGAGAAGGAGUUGCACUCCUCCAGUUCGCCAACGACAGCAACGAGCGAGGAAAGUUUCGACCUCCUCGCAUCUGGCGAGGCCAGUGUGAUCAUUCCUGAACCAUAA